GGUGCUACAUCACCCUCUUUUGUCGUUACUCAGCAGCUGCCGUGGAACUGGAAAGUCCCUAACAGUUGAAUAGGUUUCAGACAGGAAAACUGCGGCUAAAACCGUCAUUUUAAAAGAACUCUCGUGAUAUUUGUUUCGCGCCGUUGUCAAAUAUGAGAUUCAUGUCGCCUGUUUGAGCCGCGGUUUAGUUUCGAAGCGAAUAUUUACCCGAGCGCUAGCUUAGUGUUAGCGGGCUAGCUCUUUGUAAGGCUAGCUGCUAGCUUGGGGAUGUGUUGUUGUUGUUGAGGCAGGCAGCCCUCCCGUCGUCUGGGAGAGGGGGAUCCAUCAGCUGUGGAUGGAAAUACGCCCUUCCCAGACACCGAUUUAACUCCGCGACAGGAACCGGGGAGAUUUGGCUGUGGUCAAGCGACUGAACUAGAGGGAAGGGUUCGAUUCUAGGGGAAGGAGAUGGGAAAUUGUUUGAAAUCUCCGACUUCUGAUGAUAUUUCUUUGCUACACGAAUCCCAAUCGGACCGGGCCAGCUAUGGAGACGCUGCUGACCUCGAUCAGGAGCCCCCGCCCCCUUAUCAGGAGCAGAUCCAUGUACCUGUUUACCACCCCACGCCCAGCCAAGCCCGACUGGCCACUCAGCUCACAGAGGAGGAGCAAGUCCGCAUCGCUCAACGCAUCGGACUCAUCCAGCACCUGCCGAAGGGCGUCUACGAUCCGGGCCGGGACGGAUCCGAGAAGAAAAUCAGAGAGUGUGUCAUCUGUAUGAUGGACUUUGUUUACGGAGACCCCAUCCGGUUCCUGCCCUGCAUGCACACCUACCACAUGGACUGUAUAGACGACUGGCUAAUGCGGUCCUUCACCUGCCCGUCCUGCAUGGAGCCCGUGGACGCCGCUCUGCUUUCAUCCUACGAGACCAACUGAUCCAAAACACCCGGAGCGCACACACCACUUCCACCUUUCAAAAUGAAUAUCCCGGAUUAGUAAGACGGUGGCGUAAAAGCAGUGGUCCAUGAAAACAUGUAUGUAAUUCUGCCUGUGAGUGAGUGAGCGAAUGUGAAGAGCCAGACUUUUGUGCGUUUGUGUGGGUGUCUGCGCUGUUCCUCAGCGGUUCUGCUGGACAGGACGGGAUCUGAGAAAGGACUGAAGAAAUGAAGAAGAACAUUCGAUCGGAGAUCAGCGAGUGUACAGGAAGCGGACGGAUGGUUGGGAACUUCCUGUAGUCUCCUUUUAAAUAUGCCAUACAUGCACACACGAGUACACUUUAAUUUCUGCCCAUCGUUGGAGAGGCGCUUCUUUAGACCUCCAUCAUUAGAUUAUGGGCUGAUUUGUUUUAUUUUUCUUUCCUUUAACCACUUUACUUUCAUAAAGCUAGACACUGGAAAAAAACAAUGGUAAAAUGUUUUCCAGUUUGUUAAAUUUGCUGCAAAAAAAGAUGCAAACCUGAGUUUUUUUUUAUUAUUUUUUCUUGUCGGCAUACCAUAGGACACUUUGGCUUCAGUGAACUGGUCAUGACUUGUCUUUUUGUACAGAUCGUUCCUGUAAAAAGAAGAAGAAGAAGAAGAAAUGGCUUGAUUGUGACUUUGUAAAACCUGUUUUUUUUUUUUUGCCUGUUACCAUAAGGGCUCUUUCCCACCAGUGUUUACCAACAAAACAGGAAGUGAGGAAGGAUAUUUCUCUUUGAGCGUCUCUUACUGUUGACUCUAUUGACUACAAAAAAGUUCAGAAAAUCAUGAAGUUUGACUAAAGUUUGUCACUCGAGUUUGUGCAGCAAUGAUCAAACUGAUGCAAAGGUUUUUGUCCCAGUUUUUUCUUGAAGCUUCUUGUGUUUUAGAAAAAGGUCAUCAAAACUCAAAUACGACGCAGUAAUACUUAUGUUGAUAUUUUUUCUGAUUUUAUCACAUAUAACAAUUUAUUUUUCUGUUUUUAUUCUCAUCAAGCGACCUUCAUCUCAGUGAUUUCAUUAUUUACUUUCAAUUGCAUCUUUUCCAGAUAAACCCUAUCACUAUAAAAGCACAAAAUAAGUGAGUCACUUAGCAAGUUGGCUGUCAGCACCUUAAUUUUUAUACAGUACUUUAAUGUUUUUCUUUUUUUUGUAACAAGAUUGAUCUUCAUGGCCUUAGGUUCUCCAUGAGAGCUGCUGAACACGAGCAAACAUCAGUUACCAUUAGGACGUGGGUUUGAGAACACAAGUGCCAUUGAGCUGUCAGCAGUCCGAUGUGUCAUGAGAAAUAAACAUGCAUCAAUCGUCUUUGUAUUUUGGGGUUUGGUCACGAUCUAUUGAAAGCCUGACGGCGCUGUGGUUUAACGGACAACCAUAUAACUUUUCCACAAAAAAGGGGGAAGUUUUGGAUUCUUGUGAGUUCCUCAAAGCCCCUCCGUCUCGCUGAUUAUUAACCACAUAGUCAGGAACAAUAUGACGCUGCAUCAUGACAAAAAACGUACCCAGAUAUGUAGGCGUUCUCCUUUCUCUCAUCUCCUUAAACUUUGCUGCACAAAAAACUUCACUAUCACAGGAUAUUGUGGUCUCUGCUUGUGACUAAAUAGAGGCCUUUUAUUUUGAAAAAAAAAAAAACAUCUGUUUCAUUGUAAAGAAAUUUUCUUUUUACUCUACUAGAAUAUAAAAGAAAGGUUUCCCACGUGAGUCAGGUAUGUGUGACAUGUGUCUAUGAGUGCUUGUAUAACUGUUCUUUGUUUGUAAGCUAAAUAUGCAUAUGCUCUGUACUAAAGGCAAAUAAAUAGACAUUGCAAAACAA
Molecule: messenger RNA, 2744 nt
Organism: Oryzias melastigma (Indian medaka)
Lineage: Eukaryota; Metazoa; Chordata; Actinopteri; Beloniformes; Adrianichthyidae
Gene: rnf11b
Product: ring finger protein 11b
Exons: 3
Coding region: 448-912 (154 amino acids)
Source: RefSeq, a predicted model, not a curated record